AUGGCUGUGAACCGCCUCGUAGACUAUGGCGGCGGCCGGAUCACCGGCGGUUCGAUCAGUUACACGCGUUCCGAUGGCGCGUCGCUGGACCUUGCCUCGGCUGCCGAGAGUGAACUGGAACAGAUCCGUGGCCGCGAAAUCGGCAUGAUAUUUCAAGAGCCGAUGACAUCGCUCAACCCGGUGAUGACGAUCGGCGCGCAGAUUGAAGAGAUCUUCCGGCUUCAGCAGGGGCUGACCAGGGCAGAGGCAAGGGAAGCUGCGUGCAAGGCCCUGGAACGUGUGCGUAUACCCGAUGCCGCCCGGCGUCUUGGCGAUGCGCCGCAUCAGCUUUCCGGUGGCAUGCUUCAGCGCGUGAUGAUCGCGAUCGCGCUCGCCUCAAACCCACGGAUUCUGAUUGCGGAUGAACCGACAACCGCGCUUGAUGUGACAAUCCAGGCGCAGAUCAUGGGAUUGCUUUCCCAGAUGAAGCGCGAGACCGGGACGGGGAUGAUAUUCAUUACCCAUGACAUCGGCCUCGUCGCCGGUAUCGCUGACCGGAUCAUGGUCAUGCAAGAUGGCAAAGUGGUGGAGCAGGGACCACUCGACAAGAUCCUGGACAACCCGCAGCAUCCCUAUACCCGGCACCUCUUGAGCGCCGUUCCCCACUUUUCGGACGGCAAAUCGGUCCGGAGCGACAAAGCCUCUGCGGAUCGAGUGCUGAAGGUUGAAGAUCUGAGCGUCCGUUUUCCGGUUCGUACGGGCCUGUUCCGCAAGCACACAGGCAACAUCCACGCCGUCGAUCGAGUUUCGUUUGAGUUGAGGGCUGGCGAGACGCUUGGAAUUGUCGGCGAAUCCGGAUCUGGAAAAUCGACGACCGCGCGCGCCAUUCUAGACCUCGUCAAGCCGACCAGCGGCGUGACCCAGGUUGACCGUACUCGGAUUGGCGGCACCGAAAAACCGACACAAAUGGUGUUCCAGAAUCCAAAUGCCUCAUUGAAUCCACGUCUCACUGUCCAAAGUAUUCUUGCGGAACCCAUAACCGCUGUGGGGCGCCGUAUUGAUGAAGAGGCCAUCACCCGGAUGGAAUUACUGCUGAGCCGUGUCGGCUUGCCCGCCGACAGCCUCACGCGCUAUCCGCAUGAAUUUUCAGGUGGUCAAAGGCAACGGGUCUGCAUCGCCCGGGCACUCAUGCUGAAGCCUUCCGUUCUGGUACUGGACGAAGCGGUUUCGGCUCUCGAUGUCUCUAUCCAGGCGAAAGUGCUCGAUCUGUUGAUUGACCUGCAGCGGGAAUUCGGCCUGGCUUAUCUCUUCGUGACCCAUGACAUGGCCGUGGUCGAGCGCAUCGCGCACCGCAUUGCCGUGGUUUAUGCCGGAGAAAUCGUUGAAAUUGGCGAUGCCCGUGAGUUGCUGGCGAACCCGCGCCACAGAUACACUAGGCAGCUGAUCGAAGCCGUCCCUUCACUUGAACGCCGUCGUGCCGAAUACAGCAUCGAUUCCCGUGCGAUGCCUUCCCUGGUGCGCCCUAUUGGUUUUACACCCGAAGUGGAGGCAUGGCUGGGGGCAGGCGAAGAUCAUUUCUACCGGCAGGAGGCAUGA
Messenger RNA from Effrenium voratum, 1575 nucleotides. Lineage: Eukaryota; Dinophyceae; Suessiales; Symbiodiniaceae. The record is from the annotation of a GenBank genome assembly.